UGGCGCGUGCGCGUAAUGAGGCAGCUGCUCUGCGCAAACCCCUCUCCCCAGCAGGCUGCGGCUGGCGGAGCUGUAGGCGCCGGAAGCGGGUGGGCCCGUUUGCUUUCGGACUGUGAUGCCCGCAAAACAUCUGUCUGUGCUGGAGCAGCCAUGGCUGCCAUUGAGCCCGAAACUGUGAGACGGCUCCUGGAUCAAUUUAUUUGCUCGAUCUGCCAGGAUUACUUUACAGACCCGGUGAUUACAAACUGUGGCCACAACUUCUGCCGAGUCUGUAUCAGUCAGUGCUGGGACAAGUGUGAACCCGUCUGCCCUGAGUGCAGGGGCGCCUGUUCGGAGAGGGAGCUAGUCCCUAAUGCGCAGUUGGGAUGUGCUGCCCAAGAGGCCAAAGGGCUGUACUCCGCAGCCCCGGGAACACCAGCCACAGACGAUGGAGUCUGUCAAACACACAAGGAGGCGUUCAGAUUCUUCUGUGAAGAGGAUCAGAUUCCAAUCUGUGCGGUUUGCAGAGAGUCCCAGGCUCACAAAGCUCACACUGUACUUCGCGCGGAGGAUGCUGCUCAGGAUCACAAGGCUAACAUAAGGCCCAAGACCAAGAGCAGGUGUGAUGAAGAGAAGGAGAAUUUUCUGAAACCAAGCAAAACGAAAGCAUACAAGCCAGAUCUCCAGCUGGGUAACUACAGGAUCCCUAAAGAAAGAGUUUAUCAAGGGUGCAUCGUAGUCCUCGUGCUAGCAAUUCUCGCUAGUGUUUUUAUUGGAGUGGGAAGAUCUAACUCACCUCUGGCUGCCAAAGAACCCGACGCCCCCAACUGCCCAGACAGCUGGGUCGGGUACCUGGGGAAGUGUUACUAUUUCUCAGCGACCGAAGGGAACUGGACCUACAGCCAGAACCACUGCUCUUCACUUAACGCCUCCCUGGCUGUGACUGACACUUUUCAGGACCUGGUUUUCAUGUUACGAUAUAAAGGCCUCUUUGACCACUGGAUUGGUCUCUGGAGAAAUCAAGAAGAGCAGCCCUGGAAAUGGCCCAAUGGCACUGAAUUCAACAACCUGUUUGAAAUCCAAGGAGAAGGUGACUGUGUUUAUCUGAGCAAUAACUAUGCCAGAAUUGUCAGUUGCGGCUUAGAGAGACGCUGGAUCUGCAGCAAACGGGAUGGAUAUACUGCGAGAAAGCAAAAUGCCCCGCACAGGAACUCGAAGUUUUAACAGCACUGAAAAGUGAUCUGUAAAGGGGGAAAAAAUAGAGCUUGUUUGUGCCCUUUACUGUAUCUCUGUGAUGUAUAAAGAGAACCCCUUCCUUUCCUUAAAAAAAAAAUAUCUAUUCUGAUUAUUUUUAGCGGGAAGAAUAUCAGGAACACUGACAUUUUCAAGACAGAGCCAGCGUUUUACCCCAUGUUGAGCCCUGUAACUUGUGUUUGGUUAAAGCGUCUUUACAAAAGCAUCAUGCAAAUAAUCCAUAACAACAGCCCCAAAGCUAGUUAUCACUCCAGUGCAUACAAUCUUUAUAAUCCCAUGACAUAUAGCACAUACCACACUCCAGCAUCUUCCACUACACCUGGGUUUGUCCAUCUGCCACACCAACCACCUCAGCCCUUCUACUCGGAGUACAACCCUGCUCUUUCCAGCGGGAAGGAACCUUCACAGCCUCUCUGCUGGGAAUUCAUCCUUGCCAGGAGAUAGGGUGACCAGACAGCAAGUGUGAAAAAUCAGGAGGGGGAGGGUGGUAAUAGGUGCCUAUGUAAGAAAAAGCCCCAAAAAUUGGGACUGUCUGUCCUGUACUGGUCUGUGAGAGACCUUGGGAGACAGGCCAGUCCUCGCUUACAGACAGCCCCCCAACCUGAAGCAAAUACUCACCAGCAACUACACGCCACACCACAAAAACACUAACUCAGGAACUAAUCCCUGUAGCAAACCUUGUUGCCGCCUCUGUCCCCAGAUCUACUCUAGUGACACCAUCAGAGGACCCAACCACACCAUCAGAGGCUCAUUCACCUGCACAUCUAUCAAUGUGAUAUAUGCCAUCAUGUGUCAGCAAUGCCCCUCUGCCUUGUACAUUGGCCAAACCAGACAGUCCCUACGUAAAAGAAUAAAUGGACACAAAUCGAACAUCAGGAAUGGUAACAGACAAAAGCCAGUCGGAGAACACUACAAUCUCCCUGGACAUUCUAUAACAGAUUUAAAAGUAGCUACACUUGAAUAAAAAAAACUUCAGAAACAGACUUCAGAGAGGAACAGCAGAACUAAAAUUCAUUUGCAAA
This is a messenger RNA of Mauremys mutica (yellowpond turtle), 2255 nucleotides long. RefSeq lists its product as uncharacterized. The transcript has 7 exons. Gene Ontology annotation, biological process: protein ubiquitination. Bases 16 to 1203 code for a protein of 395 amino acids. Gene Ontology annotation, molecular function: zinc ion binding; ubiquitin-protein transferase activity. The record is from RefSeq and is a predicted model, not a curated record. Lineage: Eukaryota; Metazoa; Chordata; Testudines; Geoemydidae.